AUGUACUCUCUCACUUUUGGGAUUGAAAAAGUUGGAAAGACAGAAGCGAAGAACCCUCAAAUUUGUAGGAAUUCUUUGGGAGAGAAACUGCAAAAACAAAAGGAGAUGUUUACCAAGACUCGUUCAAUCCCCCAAAGGUAUGGUCUUGAGUGCGACAACCGGUACAGAGUCCUCGAGGUGUUAGGGGAGGGCACAUACGGGAUAGUCAAAAAGGUGCAGGAUGUUCAGCAGCAAGGCAACAAAGGGAUAUACGCCCUCAAGGUCAUCAAACCAGAUAACAGCGACGGGAUCAGUAGCACGUCGAUCCGAGAAGUGUGCGCACUUAAAUUACUGAGACACCCUAACAUCGUACAACUCAUUUCCGUGUAUAACAGAGUCGAUAAGCUCUCCAUGGUUUUCGAGUAUUGCGAGACCGACCUUGCGAAGUAUCUUCGGUCGAAGGUCUUCAUCACAGUUCCAGAGCAAAUCAGAAUAAUGAAGCAGCUCUUGAUGGCUCUGGAAUAUUUGCACGCACGAAGAUUUCUCCACAGGGAUUUAAAACCCCAAAAUAUUCUUUUAACGCGUGACGGUGUUGUGAAGUUGGCGGAUUUUGGGUUGGUGCGUGCAGUUACUUUACCAGUGAGGGAAUACACAUUGGAGAUAAUCACAUUGUGGUAUCGACCACUCGAGAUUUUACUUGGAAAAGAGGUGUACACUUCCGCGGUUGAUAUUUGGAGUUUGGGUGCCAUCUACGCGGAGAUUGGGUUUGGACACCCUGUUUUUAGAGGCGAGUCGGAGUACGACCAGGCGAUAAAAAUUUUGGAGGUGAUGGGAAUGCCAGACCCAGACGAGUGGCCCGAGUUCAACACAUUAAAAAGCUCAUUGAAACCCCUCCCACCACGGUUCAAAAAAGUCGAUUUUGAAACUACUUUUCAGUUUGUUGGGUCGGCCGGGGUGAAGUUACUACGACAAAUGCUUAGACUCAAUCCCGACGAAAGAAUAUCUGCGAAGGACGCGCUUGAAGACCCAAUGUUCAUGUCAUUUCCUUAA
This is a messenger RNA of Entamoeba invadens IP1, 1029 nucleotides long. Its product is annotated as cell division protein kinase, putative. The record is from RefSeq and is a predicted model, not a curated record. Lineage: Eukaryota; Evosea; Mastigamoebida; Endamoebidae. Gene Ontology annotation, molecular function: cyclin binding; cyclin-dependent protein serine/threonine kinase activity; ATP binding. Bases 1 to 1029 code for a protein of 342 amino acids. The transcript has a single exon. Gene Ontology annotation, cellular component: nucleus; cyclin-dependent protein kinase holoenzyme complex; cytoplasm. Gene Ontology annotation, biological process: regulation of gene expression; G1/S transition of mitotic cell cycle; regulation of G2/M transition of mitotic cell cycle.